Siniperca chuatsi (mandarin fish) is the source of this 8471-nucleotide messenger RNA. It is a transcript of the gene nrcama, whose product is annotated as neuronal cell adhesion molecule a. The record is from RefSeq and is a predicted model, not a curated record. Gene Ontology annotation, biological process: cell-cell adhesion; brain development; axon guidance. The transcript is spliced from 35 exons. Gene Ontology annotation, molecular function: cell-cell adhesion mediator activity. Gene Ontology annotation, cellular component: plasma membrane; axon. The coding region runs from base 961 to 5061 and encodes 1366 amino acids. Lineage: Eukaryota; Metazoa; Chordata; Actinopteri; Centrarchiformes; Sinipercidae.
GGAAAGUGGGCCGGGUUUUCGCCGAUGAGUGUGUCGUCCUCCCAAAAGUGUAGACGAUCUUCGGCGCUGCUGGUUUUGACAGCGGCGGGGGAGCUGGUGAGGAGAGCGGAGCAUCCGUGUGGACCACAGCUUGCUGCUGCAGCGGCUGAGAGGGGGGACGGACACACUGGCCGGGCACGGUCCCUCAAACACACACACACACACACACACACACAAACACCCCUCGUCAUUUUCUACAGCAUCAGCACACACUCAUUGCCGGGGGUAGGAUACAGGAGCCGGUUUGCAGCAGACGGACUGCAAGACAAAUUCACAGGGGUGGCAGAGGGCCCCUUUUCACACGUGAACAGGAGGAGGCCAUUUGCACCAUGCGUAUAAUGGAACUGGAAGCAAGUGAACCACCGCACAGCUUCCUCUACAUGGAUGAAGCUGGCUUCAACCUAACAAAACGUAGAAGGCGUGGUCGAAAUAUCAUCAGCCACAGAGCUACAGUUGAUGUGCCAGGCCAACGGGGCGGAAACAUAACCAUGGGUUGUGCAAUCUCUGAGAAUGGUGUGCUAACGCAUAUUCCCAUUAUUGGGCCCUACAAUACAGAGCGUCUUGUCACCUUUUUAGACACUCUCUACAGGGAUCUCAUCCCUGAACAAGAGAGGGGUCAGAUUGGAGAUGACCUGCCAAAGUAUGUGAUCGUUUGGGACAAUGUCAGUUUCCAUCGUUCCAACAUCAUCAGGCAAUGGUUUGCUGCCCAUGACAGGAUGCUGAUGGAGUUCCUCCCACCCUACUCUCCAUUCCUUAACCCCAUUGAGGAAUUUUUCUCAGCAUGGAGAUGGAAAGUAUACGAUCGUCAGCCACAUACACAAAUGACCCUUCUGGCUGCAUGUGACGACAUCACAGCAGAUGCCUGCAGAGGCUGGAUAAGACACUCAAAAAGAUUCUUUCCACGCUGCAUUGCAAGAGAAGAUGUUCGUUGUGAUGUGGAUGAGAAUUUGUGGCCCAACACACAGGAUCGUCAAGAGGUUAGAACCACUUCCUGGAGACAGACAGUGCCUGAGAUUAAAUCCUCACAGACUUCGUCACUCCGUCGAUCACCCUCAUUGUGUUGCUGAAUCUGGACAAAAGGUUUUCAUCGUGACACACCCAACCAUGGACAGGAACAGGAAGUGGGUGCCAGUCUUCGGAGCUGUGCUAUUGAUACUCUUGAGUCAUGUGACCUCAGCGCUGGAAGUGCCUCUUGAUCCUAAAGUACUGGAAGGAUUGCCCCAACCCCCCACUAUAACGCUACAGUCCCCAAAGGAUUACAUCUUUGAUCCGAGGGAGAACAUUGUCAUCCACUGUGAGGCCAAGGGGAAGCCUCAUCCCAGCUUUUCAUGGACAAGAAAUGGGACCCACUUUGAUGUAGAGAAAGACUCCAAAGUCCUGAUAAAGCCUGGUUCAGGAACUCUGGUCAUUGACAUCAGCGGGGAAAAGGCUGAAGCUUAUGAGGGAACGUACCAGUGUACAGCACACAACGAGCACGGCACCGCUGUAUCCAACAACAUUGUCAUCAGACAGUCCAGGUCCCCCUUGUGGUCGAAGGAGAGAAAUGAGGCCAUCGUGGUGCAGAUGGGGGUCUCCCUGGUGCUGCAGUGCAGACCCCCUGCAGGGCUGCCCCCUCCUGUCAUCUUCUGGAUGGACAACAAUUUCCAGAGGCUACCGCUGGAUAAACGAGUGUCCCAGGCUCUGAAUGGAGACUUGUACUUUUCAAAUGUUCUCCCAGAAGACAGCAGGCCUGACUACAUCUGCUAUGCUCGCUUCCCUCACACACAAACCAUCCAACAGAAACAGCCUAUCUCAGUCACCGUGCUGAACAACAGCCCAGAGGGGGAGCGCCGCCCCGGCUUCAUGACACCUCUCGGUAUCACUAGCACCAAGAUGGUUCUGAGAGGGGAGACUCUGGAGCUAGAAUGCAUUGCUGAGGGCUUGCCCACUCCAGAUAUCUCCUGGCAGAAGGAUGGAGCAGAGCUACCGAGCAGCAGGAUGUCCUUUCAUAACUUCAAGAAAACACUCAAGGUUUCUGAUGUGAAUGAAGCUGAUGCUGGGGACUACCGCUGUACAGCCACAAACAACCUGGGCACUGUACACCACAUCAUCAAAGUCAAUGUCAAAGCGGCUCCUUUCUGGGUCAGCGCUCCCAGGAACCUGAUCCUCGCCCCGAAUGAGACUGGCAUCCUGACUUGUCGAGUCAAUGGAGAACCCAAACCGAAGAUUAGCUGGUUUGUCAAUGGAAUCCCUCUAGAGAAAGCACCUGAGGACCACAGUCGGAAGGUGGAUGACGACACUGUGAUUCUUAGCAAUGUGCAGUCAGGGUCCAGUGCUGUCUACCAGUGUAACGCAUCCAAUGAAUUUGGUUACCUGAUGGCAAACGCUUUUGUCAACGUUCUUGCUGAAGCCCCAAGGGUGCUCACUCCACCCAACCAAAUAUACCAGGUCAUCACCAACAACCCUGCAUUACUUCACUGUGCCUCCUUUGGCUCACCAAUACCGACCAUCACAUGGUUCAAAGACAGUCAGACCAGCAUUAAGAAUGGUGACCCUUAUGUGAUCCAUGAGAAUGGUACAUUAGAGAUCCAUGUGGCCCAGCCACUAAACAGUGGAAAGUACACCUGCAUUGCCACCAACAACCUGGGGAUCAAGGAGAACCAUGUCUACCUGGAGGUUAAAGAGCCCACCCGUAUCUUGAAGCAGCCAGAGUACAAGGUGGUGCAGAGAGGAAUGAGCGCUGUGUUCGAGUGUAAAGUCAAACAUGACCCAUCCCUCGUUCCCACCAUGACCUGGCUUAAAGACAAUGGAGAGUUGCCAGAUGAUGAGAAGUUUGAGGUGGACACGGACAGUCUGACCAUCAAAGAUGUGACGGAUGGAGAUGAGGGCACCUACACCUGCAUCAUGAACACCACCCUGGACCAGGACUCAGCCAGUGCCAUGCUGACUGUUGUAGAGGCUACUCCUACUCCAGCUAUUGUCUACGAUAAACCUGACCCUCCGACUGACCUGGAACUGACUGACCAGACAGAGAGGAGCGUACAGCUCACCUGGAUUCCUGGAGACGAACACAACAGUCCCACACAGAAGUUUCUGAUCCAAUACGAGGAUCUGCUCCACCAGCCAGGAGUUUGGAUCAACCUGACAGAAGCUGCUGGUACUAGCACCACAGCACAGUUAAACCUCUCUCCACACGUCUACUACUCCUUCAGAGUCCUGGCUGUGAAUCGCUUUGGCUACAGCCAGCCUAGCCCGCCCUCAAGCCAAUACAGGACCAACCCUGCAGCUCCUGAUGAAAAUCCAUCAGAUGUUCAGGGAGUAGGAACAGAGCCUGGCAACUUAGUUAUCUCCUGGACACCGCUGACAGGAUUUCAGUCCAACGGGCCUGGUCUGGAGUACAAAGUGCAGUGGAGACAGAAGGACAUGGAUGAGGAUUGGUCCUCAAAGAAUGUGGCUAAUGUUUCUCAGUUUAUCGUGUCUGGAACUCCAACCUAUGUGCCCUACGAGAUCAAGGUUCAAGCUUUGAAUUAUUAUGGCAACGGCCCAGAGCCUGAAGUCGUGAUUGGAUACUCUGGAGAAGACUUGCCUUUGUCUGCUCCUGAUAGUGUGCAGGUCAUGGUUCACAACAGCACACUUGCAGAAGUACACUGGGAGCCUGUAUCUUUCUCCUCAGUCAGAGGAAAACUACAGGGAUACAAGGUGUACUACCAGCGCGAGCGCGGCUUGCACGAGGCAGAAGGGGAGACAGAGCAGCAGGAGCAGGUUUUGACAUUCAGUGGGAAUCGCAGCGAGGGACGUCUGCCAGGCCUCCAGCCUUACAGCCUCUACAAUCUCUCCAUCAGGGUCCUUAAUAACAAAGGAGAAGGGCCUCCUAGCCCCAGCAAGAAAUUUGAGACACCAGAGGGAGUCCCUGGGCCUCCUUCUUUUCUGAACGUCAUAAACCCUAGUUUGGACUCUCUCACUCUGGAAUGGGGCCCACCAAUGAACAACAAUGGACGCCUCGCUGGAUACACACUGAAAUACCAACCAGUCAACAACACCAAUGAACUGGGACCAGUCAAGGUCGUGACUUUCCUAGCCAAUGAGACCACCACCACCCUGGGAAACCUGAACUCCAGCAUGCUCUACAAGUUUUACUUAAGUGCAAAGACAAUCAAGGGCUCUGGCCCCAUCAUCACAGAGGAGGCCUUCACAGUCAUGGACACAACUCGUACUCAGCCCACUGUAGAGACGGGCAAAGGCCCCACAGAGCCCCCUCACCCAACCUCCCCCAUCACUCAGUCUCCGCAUCCCCCGUUUCACAAGGUGCCACCUGUAGGCCCUGCGUUUGGCAAAGUUAACACGUCUCUGUCGGAGGACGGUGCAGUGAUCAGUUGGGAUUACUUUGGACACCAUAAGAAUGUAUAUGUGGAAUAUAUUGUAGAAAACAGUAAAGAGGACUGGAAAAAGGAGUUGGUAAACGGUUCACACUGGCAUAUGAUAAAAGGUUUAAAGCCGGGGACGUCCUAUAGGGUGCGUGUGGUAGCUAGAGACCCGGCUGACCCGACGGUCCACAGCACAGACGAAGUGUUGGUUAUGGUGCCAGCUGUACCCAGCCGGCAGGUAGACAUUGCCACCCAGGGAUGGUUUAUUGGACUGAUGUGUGCCAUCGCUCUUCUCAUCUUGGUCCUUCUCAUAGUGUGCUUCAUCAAGAGGAACAAGGGUGGCAAAUAUCCAGUGAAAGAGAAAGAAGAUGCUCACCAAGACCCAGAGAUCCAACCCAUGAAGGAGGAUGACGGGACAUUUGGAGAGUACAGGUCUAUGGAGAGUGACACAGAGGACCACAAGCCACUGAAGGGGAGCCGGACGCCGUCCAAUGGGACAGUGCGUCGCGACGAGAGCGAUGACAGCCUGGUGGACUACGGGGAGGGCGGGGAUGGACAGUUCAAUGAGGACGGCUCCUUCAUCGGCCAGUACAGCGGCAAGAAAGAGAAAGACACACACGAAGGCAACGAGAGUUCAGAGGCCCCGUCGCCUGUCAACGCCAUGAACUCGUUUGUCUAAUGAAGGCAACGCGGCCCGGCUGUGACGGUUGCUCCGGCAACUCCUUGUCACCCUGGCAAAUGUGACCACGGGAACCGUCUCUGUGGUGACAGUUGCUAAGGUGACAGUCGUUGUGGACACCUACUUCUACCAUGGUGGCUGUCACUUCGUUGGCCAUCGCCAUGGCUACCUGUCACCAAGACUGCUGACCCGCCCUCAUCUCCACACCCGCCAGCCCCUGUCUGACCUCUGAUCAACACACACUCAGCAUUGCAAAGACCCCCAUGAGAAAGAAGGUGUGGAGCGAGGGAUGUGAGGGAAGGAGAGAGGAAGCAAUAUAGAAAAGCAGAAGGAAUGUACUAGAAAAAGUUUUUACCACUCAGACUGAGCAGCAGUGUGGCCAAGUGUGUGUGUGUGUAUGUUAGUGCCAUUUGAUCUCCUUUGCAAACAUACUAAACAUGAUGUAUCCAAAUAUAUAUUUUAUCAAAGUACAGUACAUGACCCGCAGGCAGGCAAAUAUGCAUUUAAUCACACUCAUAAACAUCUGCAUGAAAUAAAUCAUGAUUCUACUAAGCAUUUUACCAUCUUUGUGUCAGCAGACGUGAGCUGCGUGUUGAGGCUGUAUGGUGCUCGUCUACUAGCCACUGGGUAUGCCUCUUAUUGUUUUCUUUUGGGGGGUUUUCAGUCAAAGUGUUCAAUGGCGUAUGAUAUAUAUAUAUAGGAAAAAAUGGCAGCAGUGUCUUUGUGGACACCACUGUGAAAUGUUUGACUCAAAGUAGAAGUUAGCAUAUGUCUUUUUGAGACAGAUGAACUGUUUGUACAUAUGUAAUAGAAUAAGAAGAAAGCUAUAUUUCAAGGUCAGGGAGGUCCAUUUGUAGUCAUUUGGAAACCUGGAAACACUUUGAGCUCAGCGUUCAGUCACUCCUUAUCACAUCAGCCAGCCAGUCCGAACUCCCACACUUAUUCCAAUUGGCCCGUUUUUAGCCUUGUGUUUUCUCAAGCUUGUUCUGUGCUUGCAUUUCUUUUUUUUUUUUGCUUUUCUUUCCCAAUCUGUUCCUUUACACCGAGCGUUCUUGUUACCGAGCACUAACUGAACACAAGUGGAGGUGUGACUGAUCCAGUGUCAUUGUCAAGUACCACUGUGCAAGCCUUUGUUUUAGGCGAUCCUGGUAUUGUCAGAACUAACCGCUACCCCGACAUUGUAUCCAAUAGCAUUUCCACUUACGUAGCUGCUAUGUAUACUGGCAGAAAAGAGAGAAAAAGAUGUUACAGAGGUUUACUGAGAGUACACACUGUAGUUUCUGGAUAUAUGUCGGUGAUCAAGAAACUCUCAGCACGGUUUCUAGUGCCUUGUAGAGAACAGUGACUGAGAUCCAUAGAAUUACAUCCCUAUUCAUACACAGGACAGACCUGGGCUCAGUGCAGUUCAUAUAGUCCAUGAAUACAGUUCAUACAGAAUACUAUCCCACCUUACUCUAACGACAACUUCAAAGGCUAUGCGAGUGUUCAAAACGGCAUUAAACACUCAUGGAAAAUAAGCUUUACGGAAUUUCGCUGAUGUUGAAGAAGUUAUUCGUAACGGCACAUUAAAACUGAGACCCUUUAUUGUGAGCUAUGGUCAUUUAGUAUUGUGAAACAUCUAUGUGGGCUUAUUAACUUCAAAUAAACCUCCUCGAGCCUUUCAAUAGUUUUCAACAGGGCUAAAACUAUUUUUAAAAAAGGAUUUCAAAAAUGACCUUUUUUGCAGUUGUGGCAUUAAUUUGGAGGAAAAAUGUUUCAGCUAUAGAUUGUUAUGGCCUUGUUGACAAUCAUACACCCAGUUAUCAGCCCAUAUGGUAUAUAAAAAGACCACCAAAUCACACCAUCCAGCUAAGAAUUAAAGACUGAGGAAAUGUGUGGAGUAUAAAAAUGUGUAGGAAACCUGAGGUCAGAGCGUUGGACGCCUCUGAGGUGUCUUCAUGUGUUCAUUUCAAACAUUCUCCUCCUGACGCAUUCAUCUUGAGGAGGAGCCGCUGCUCAGCAGCACUAAACUACUGCCAACCUGCUCACCAGGUAACUGCCGACAGGAACCAGACUCACCAUCUGGCACAGACUAUUAUCAGAAUGGGACUUACUGUUACUGGUGGUAGCACUUAGAAAUGAAGGGGUCGGAAUAUUUUGCGUCAUGAUACUGAAUGUGGAAACAAGUGUAUCUGUUUAUGUGAAUGAAAAUAUUGCUUGUUUCACUGCAAAUGGUAAACACACUGGUGACUUUGGUUUAUGCAUUUAACCUUAUAUCUGUGUAUGUCGUCACGUUCUGAACGCAGCACUGAACGCAGUGAGUUUUCUAUUACCGUAAAAGAAUGAAGCUUGUGUGUGAAUGUUUGUGUGCACGAGUGUGCAUAUGUGUGUGUGUGUGUGUGUGUGUGUGUUCAGCACAUGCAUGCUAUUGUGUUACAGCGUGCGUGAUGUAUACUAUCGCUUUCAAUUUCCAUGGAAAACAGUCUAGAAUUCUGAUGUGUGUCCAACUCUCAACAGGAGAUACAAGACUUGUUUUGUUUUUUUAAAUCAGAGAGCAUUUCCACUCUUAGGUUUAUCAUAACUUGCAUCAAGUUUUUAGGUUGCGAUGUGUCAGCUUUCCACAUGUAGAUAUUUUUGUUUCAUUUUGUAAAUAAUUGGCUUGAAUUGAGCAUAGAUGUGUUGAGGUCAGAGUGGAGAGCUUGACCUCAAUUGGCCCUGCUGCAUUAUGGGUAGGAGCGCAAAAUGGCGUUGAGUGAGAUGAGACUAUUUACCGUUUUCACUCUUAUUUGCUGUGAAAUUUCUUUUUUCUUUAUUCUUUUUUUUGAACUUGUCAGGUGGAUUUGCUAGCUCAAAUGUUUAGCCCAUCAGGUAUCAAAGGAGAUUGUUUAACUUGUGACUGAGCUCUUGUGACACCUGUAUUGUUUCUGUCUCUGACAGUUCACGCACCUUUUUUCCCCUGUAUUUUCUAUAAAAAGGCACACGCUUAAACAGGAUGUAUCACUUCAAACACAUCCGUGCAUCUAGUUUACGACAACAUCUGGUGUCUCUAACACAGCAGGCUGGAGAACUGUUGUCCUAAAAUAGACAUCAGGUGAAACUGACACAUCCUUUUUAAGAGUGUGCAUCUAAAAAAAACAAACAACCAAAACUGUAAUUUGGAGCAAACAGAGGAAUGGCCGGCAUGGACGGAUAAGCGGACUGGCACAUUGGAGUGUGAAUACCCUGGAAACAAUGUUCUAGUGACUGGUGAACAUACAGUAGGAUACACAGUAUAUGCUAUGAUAUAAUAUGACAUUCUGGUUAAUGUUGAAGCUACAUGAGAAGCAUGAAAGGCUGUCAAAUGGUUUACUCUACAAUAUAAUAUUGCAAAAUAUUUUGUAUUUUAAAUGAAGUUUAAAAAAUGAAAUAAAUGUUGGUUUCAGGAUUUCAAA